Messenger RNA from Cladophialophora bantiana CBS 173.52, 1611 nucleotides. RefSeq lists its product as uncharacterized. The record is from RefSeq and is a predicted model, not a curated record. The coding region runs from base 1 to 1611 and encodes 536 amino acids. Lineage: Eukaryota; Fungi; Ascomycota; Eurotiomycetes; Chaetothyriales; Herpotrichiellaceae. The transcript has a single exon.
AUGAAGAGACGCAACUCUGAUACAAAUAUAGACAAUCCGGCGGCCAAGCCAGAACCAGAGUAUUCUCAUUCGGAUCUCGCCUUGCCGGCCUCUCUGAGACGAUCCAUCUCACCUCCUCUGCCCAAUCCACGCCGUCUUAGCCGUAAGUCCUACACUGGUCCCAGCAUCACAUCGACAUCCGAAACGAAAUCGACUACAGCAGCCGUCGAAGCUGGUGAGCUCCAGAUCCGAGACCAUGUGUCUUUCUUUUCGUCCAAACUUCUCACGUCCACACGUCCACCCGUUGAAGGCCAGCCGCGUCUCUCCCACUCUGACUGGCUAGCUCUGUACAACCGAAACCUCAAUGACAGGGGCCACCAUUUCGUUGUUCAUCAGCAUGACCAUCCCAUAGCUGGAACUCACUAUGAUCUCCGGUUACAAUGUAAUGCAUCGAGCUCAAUCAGUUUUGCCAUCAUGUACGGCCUUCCCGGCAACCCGAAUAGCAGAAAGUUGAAUCGCAAUGCCACCGAGACCAGAGUGCAUAACUUGUGGAAUCAUCUGAUCGAGACAGCCUCACAUGAUACUGGCACGAUGCUGCUCUGGGAUACUGGUGAAUACGAGGUGUUGGCCUAUAAUCCGUCUUCCGGCAGAACCAGCGCGACUGGUGAUGCUACAUCCACCGAGGAUUCGGACCUGGAUGUAGACAGCGAUUUGCCCGGCAAAGAAAAGGCAGAGUCUGAACCAUCGAAACUCCACCGCGCAUUCCAGAAUCGCAAGAUCAAGCUCCGUCUGCACGGCACCCGGUUGCCAAAGAACUACACUCUCAAUCUGCGACUCAGUCACGAGAACAACAGAUUCGUCCAGCCUGACGCGCCACCUUUUAAGCGGCGAAAGCGGAAUCAUCAGAGCUCGACUGGGCCAUUGCGUCGGGAACCGCAACCCGAGGAAACUGAGGCUUCAGAUUCAGGCAGAUCAAGCUCUCCGCUUGUUGAACUACCCUCGGACUCCGACCUCGAUCAUCUCAGUUCGAGACGCUCUCCCCGAGUCCACCGAAGCUUAUCCUCUCUUGUGCGCACAGCAUCUCCACCACGGUCGAAACGUUCUAUUUCUCCCAGGAAAGGCCGCGACCGAGACCAGGAGCCAACGCCACCUACAAUCCCCGUCACAACCCAAGCCGUCCGCAGUGACUGGAAGGACCAUCUCCCCCCACUGAAGAAACCAGCCGAGGCAGACGUGGGGUUGGAGGACGAAGAAGAAGCCUCGAUCCGUCUCAACAACGCCUACCCCGGUGCGACCAACAGCAUCAACUCGAUCCACCAACGCCGAUGGUUUCUCUCGCUCGACCGCGCCGCCUGCGGCUUCCGUCCGACGAACCAAGCCGCUUUUGGGCGGAAGGUGUGGGAGCGGCCGCGUCUGUCCUCGUCGUCCGAGGUCAAGCGCGAAUCAAAGGGCGGUGACGAAGACGGGGCGGCCGACGACGCUGGAUCGUUGGGUGGAUUUGAACCUUUCCAUGUCCUGGGCAGGGACGUCGAAGUCAGUGUGUUGACGGGCCGCACCGCGGCCGACGUGGCGAGGGAUGAAGGCCUCGUGGGCUACAAGCCGCGCGGGGGAUGGAGGGGUGUUGUAGAGUGA